UUCCGGUGUCGCUGCCCGUCUGUUUCCGGCGGCGCUGAGGGGCCCGGGUGCCGCCAUGGCUCGGAACGCGGAGAAGGCCAUGACGGCCUUGGCAAGGUUUCGCCAGGCUCAGCUGGAGGAAGGAAAAGUUAAGGAACGAAGACCUUUCCUUGCUUCGGAGUGUAAUGAACUGCCUAAAGCUGAGAAGUGGAGGAGACAGAUCAUUGGGGAGAUUUCCAAGAAGGUGGCACAGAUUCAAAAUGCUGGCUUGGGGGAAUUCAGAAUCCGGGACCUGAAUGAUGAAAUAAACAAACUUCUGAGGGAGAAAGGGCACUGGGAAUUCAGAAUAAAGGAGCUGGGAGGUCCUGACUAUGCUCGGAUUGGGCCGAAAAUGUUGGAUCAUGAAGGGAAAGAAGUUCCAGGAAACAGAGGUUACAAAUACUUCGGAGCUGCAAAGGAUUUACCAGGAGUUAGAGAACUUUUUGAAAAGGAACCCGUCCCUCCGCCUCGGAAGACUCGAGCUGAGCUUAUGAAAUCCAUUGAUGCAGAAUACUAUGGCUACAGGGAUGAAGAGGAUGGUAUUCUGGAGCCGCUGGAACAAGAACAUGAAAAGAAAGUUAUAGCAGAAGCAGUGGAAAAAUGGAAAAUGGAAAGAGAAGCACGACUUGCAAAAGGUGAGGAAGAGGAGGAAGAAGAUAUCUAUGCUGUCAAUGACGAUGAGUCUGAUGAGGAAGGUGGCAAGGAGAAAGGUGAAGAAGGCCAACAGAAAUUCAUCGCACACGUUCCAGUGCCAUCUCAACAGGAGAUUGAGGAAGCUCUUGUACGGAGAAAGAAGAUGGAGCUUCUUCAGAAGUAUGCCAGUGAAACCCUCAUGGCUCAGAGUCAGGAGGCAAAGACACUUUUAGGAUUGUAACAUUGCACCAGUGUGUCCUGGGUUUUGUACAAGCCAGCUAAAAGCAGGAGGUUCACGUGUUCUGGUCGCAGUCACUAUCAUCUCCCAAAGUCCCUUUGGAUGUUAAGAGUAAAAUGAUGAAGUUCCAGGGUGUUCUGCAGAAGGAGAACGAUCGUUUUGGUUUGUCCACUAGGAUGCGUUGCACUUCAGUGCUGAAAAAGAUCAAACCUAGGUUCACUUGUCUCUGCAUCAUCAGCAGCUGUCGUCAGCCCUUUCACUGGUGCUUCUUACAGACAGGAGCACAACCGGAGUGACUCCUUAAAUCCCAAUGAAAGCUGAGUGCCAUUACUGCCUUCCUGUACGUUGUAUCCUGACCAUUAAGUGUGCAUGUCUUUCUCCUGUUGGUUUUUGCUGAGGUGAGACCAGAAGUAACUUCCUCUCUUAUGCCCAGUUGAUUUACCAGCAUAGCCUGUUCUGAUGGCAUCUCUUAGGAGUGACUGCGAGGUGGGUUUGGUUCUUUGUGUACCACAUGCAGGUUGUCUAAAAGCUGUUCCCUUUGCUGUGGUUUGUAACUGUGCCUGGGUGGAUGCUCAGUGAUGGAUAUUUCAGCAGCUGUUGUAAAUAUGUCCAACUUUGCAGUACCUGGUUCAAACAUUUUUAGUAAAACUGAUUUACAACCC
Pezoporus occidentalis (night parrot) is the source of this 1551-nucleotide messenger RNA. It is a transcript of the gene ISY1, whose product is annotated as ISY1 splicing factor homolog. The record is from RefSeq and is a predicted model, not a curated record. Gene Ontology annotation, cellular component: Prp19 complex; catalytic step 2 spliceosome; post-mRNA release spliceosomal complex. Gene Ontology annotation, biological process: generation of catalytic spliceosome for second transesterification step; mRNA 3'-splice site recognition. Bases 56 to 892 code for a protein of 278 amino acids. The transcript has 11 exons. Lineage: Eukaryota; Metazoa; Chordata; Aves; Psittaciformes; Psittacidae.